AUGACCUCUCUUCCGUCCUCAUCAUACCACGCCGGGCCAUCCUCACCAACGAACUACAACGGCCACCGCUCCUCAUCGUCCUCCGGCCACGGGCACGGGCACGGGAAUGGCUCCUCCCCACCGGCCUUCAACCCGGGGCAAUCGCCCAACUACUCCUUCACCCGCCCGCGCCAGCCCUCCCCGUACAUGCGCUCGCUCCUCGUCUACCUCGACGCUGUGAAUGCGCGUGAUUUCGGCUCCAUGGAAGCGGUCUUUGAUGACGCCUUGGAGCACCGGAUAUUACCCAAAUCUAUGAACCGCCCUGUCUUGACUAAACGCCAGUAUAUCGACUAUUGGAAGGGGGUUAUGUCGAUGUUUGCAAAGUUUGAGGCCUCAACCCGCGGCCGCUCCUUCUCUGGCACGCCCUACACGAACGAGUACAUCCUCCUCUUGCACUUCACGCAACCGCAAUACGAAGGCGAUCUGCCCAAAAUCCGGUACCUCAAGGAGUUUGUGGAUAGUACGGCCAGCUUGAACUUUUUUAAGGAGGAGAGUGAGAGGAGGAAGAGGAGGGAGGAGGAGAAGAGGAAGGUGUGGGGGGUGGGAGUGUCGAAUGGGGUGUCGGUUGUUGUGAAUUCGAAUGGGGAGGCUGGUGGGAGUGGACAUGGUAAUGGGAAUGGGAACGGGUACGCCAAUGGAAAUGGGCAUGGUGGGUAUAGGUCGAACGGGUAUCCGAAUGGCAAUGGGUACUCCAAUGCGCACUAG
Molecule: messenger RNA, 744 nt
Organism: Coprinopsis cinerea okayama7#130
Lineage: Eukaryota; Fungi; Basidiomycota; Agaricomycetes; Agaricales; Psathyrellaceae
Exons: 2
Coding region: 1-744 (247 amino acids)
Source: RefSeq, a predicted model, not a curated record